AUGUCGGAUUCCGAGCUGGAGUUGUUCGAGGAGGUCGUCCCGGUUCCGGGUUCCGCCUCCCCUGCUGCUCAACGCAGUUCCCGGCUCGCGGCUCGUCGGGGCUCCGACGGGUCUGCGUUAGAGGCGGGUCUGCGCGCCGUGGGUCGGAAGCGUACAAGGAAGUCGCGCCGUCCGGAGGUGCUUGAUUCGGACGCUGGGCCGUCUACCGGCCCUGCCGUCGCUCCUCUGCCUGUUCCCGUUUCCGAUCGGCCCGGGGAAGCCCUCUCUUCUACCCUUCUGGUCCUGGCGUCUUCCCUUCAAUCCAUCGAUGCCCGCCUGCGGUCUCUGGAGAAUGCCGGGGCUUUCGCUCCCGUGGCUGCGCCGCUCCCAGCCUCGGCGCCCCUCGUGCCCAUGGAGGAGCCACUGCACACCCUGGCUUCCGCAGUAGCUGUUCUGUCAGCAGGCGAUCAGUACAGCACGGUGCUCCGUUCUGCUGACCCCAGGUUGGCAAGGGACCUGUCUAUCGGGGAGUUUCUGGUAGCUUUCGGGAUCUUCCGCGAUGUGGUGUGCUCCGUGUUUCCCCUGAGACAGCAGGAACUAGACGGCUACAUGGCUCUGAUUGGGGACCUGAAUCUGCACUACGGGAGAAACCUGUUCUACCAGUACCACAAAGAAUUUUCGAGCAAGGCUGCUCGCUACGUUUCCCGGUCUAACGUGUUGCUGGACUGGUCCGUGCUGGAUACCGAGCUGUUGUCAGCGGUGCGGGAGCCGGCUGUCGUUUCCCAGCUGCUGGCCAGAGAGUGCGGUAAACGCUACGUGAUAGGCCCGUUCGACUCGUCCCCUUUUCCACUGUUUCGCAGUAGUCCCCUCGGCGUCGCUAUGCGGAAGUAUUCCGGUAAGAAACGUCUUAUCCUGGACCUGUCUGCUCCGCGCUCCGGUCCGAUUCCCGGCAUUAACAGGCUUAUUCCCCUCAAGCCUUUUUUGCUUCACUAUGCCACCGUGGACCACGCCAUUAAGCUCAUAAAGCUGGCGGGGCCCGGUGCCUGGCUUUCCAAAGCAGACAUCACUGACGCGUUCAAGAUCGUCCCCGUUCACGCGUCCCAGUGGCACUUGCUCGGGAUGAAAUGGGAUAACCGGUUCUAUUUCGCCGUGCGUCUCCCGUUCGGGAGCAGGAGCAGCCCCUCCAUUUUCAACCGGGUUUCCGAGGCCCUUUGUUGGAUCCUGUUAAACCGGGUCCGGGUCCCCGCGUUGCUCCACCUUUUAGACGAUUUUCUCUUGGUAGAUCCUCCGUCCGAUGCGUCCGGCGCUUCCCUGCUGCUGUUGAAAAAUCUGUUCCGCGGACUGGGCAUUCCCCUUUCCGACGAGAAAACUCUCGGGCCGGCCACUCGUCUGGAGUUUCUGGGCAUCACGCUGGACACGGUGGAGAUGAAGGCUUCCCUGCCGGUUGAGAAGCUCGAGCGGGCUUGCAGCAUGGCCCGGUCGCUCGUGCCGUCUUCAGUCAUGUCCAAGCGGCAGCUGCUGUCUCUCCUCGGGCACUUCAAUUUCGCCAUGCGCGUGAUUCCCCAGGGCCGCUCGUUCAUCUCCCGGUUGCUCGUCCUGGCGUCUUCCGUGUCUGGUUUGCUCGAUCCGGUGUGCUUGGACGAUGGUUGCCGGUCCGACUUAUCGUUCUGGUUGCAAUUGCUCGAGGGUUGGAACGGCGUGUCGUUCUUUUACAACGACGUUGUUCGGUCUUCGGACUCUCUGCGGUUUUUCACCGACGCCGCGCCGUCCGUUGGUUUUGGGGGGUUCUAUCAGGAGCAGUGGUUCGCCAGCCCGUGGCCCCAUGACUUCGCUGCGCCCGGUGCCUCUUCCGCCCUGUACGAAAUCUACCCCGUCGUGGUCGCUUGUUACCUGUGGGGCCAGUCGUGGCGUCGUAAGCGCAUAGCUGUUUGCGACAAUCAGGCCGUGGUGAGCAUCAUAAAUAAGGGCCGCUCUAACUGCCCACACAUAAUGUCAUUCAUGAGACGCAUCACUUGGCUCUCCGUUACUCAUAAUUUCAUCCUCACAGCACGUCACGUGCCGGGCCACGAUAAUGUUAUAGCUGAUUCCCUGUCCCGUUUCAAUUUUCAGGUGUUCAGGGAUCUGUGCCCGUACGCCAGCCAGUGGCCCUUGGCCGUCCCCCCCCUCGCGUCACUGGUCCUAGAUUAA
Messenger RNA from Osmerus eperlanus (European smelt), 2166 nucleotides. RefSeq lists its product as uncharacterized. Lineage: Eukaryota; Metazoa; Chordata; Actinopteri; Osmeriformes; Osmeridae. The record is from RefSeq and is a predicted model, not a curated record.